AUGAAGCUCAACCUCUCUCUCGCUUUCGUGGCCGCUCUCGCCACCGCCUUUGCUGGCGUCGAGGCCGGUGUUCACAAGGCCAAGCUGCAAAAGCUCACUCCCUCCAAGGAGCUCACCCUCGAGAGUCUUGCUGCCCAGGCCGAGAUCCUCCAGCUCAAGUAUGGCGGCGCCGGCUCGCACAAGAAGCAGGCUCCCUUCUCUGCCAACCCCGAGCACGACUUCAGCAUCCAGCCCAUCGCCGACUCGAACCAAGCUGCCGCUUGGUAUGCGGAGGCCAAGAAGGGCCACGGUGUACCCCUCACCGAUUUCCUUAACGCUCAGUACUUCUGCGACAUUUCGCUCGGUACCCCCGCUCAAGAGUUCAAGGUGAUCCUCGACACGGGCUCUUCCAACCUCUGGGUUCCCUCCACCAAGUGCUCGUCCAUCGCCUGCUUCCUCCACAAGAAGUACGACAGCUCCGCUUCGUCCUCGUACAAGAAGAACGGCACCGAAUUCAAGAUUCAGUACGGCUCAGGCUCUAUGGAGGGCAUCGUCUCGCAAGACACGCUGAAGAUUGGCGACUUGACCAUCAAGGGUCAGGACUUCGCCGAGGCCACCAGCGAACCCGGUCUUGCUUUUGCUUUCGGAAAGUUCGACGGUAUCCUGGGUCUUGCCUACGACACGAUCUCGGUCAACGGCAUCGUGCCUCCUCUCUACCAGAUGAUCAACCAGGGUCUGCUCGACGCUCCUCAGGUCUCGUUCUACCUCGGCAGCUCCGAGCAGGACGGUGGCGAGGCCGUGUUUGGUGGUAUCGACGACAGUCACUACUCGGGCAAGAUCCACUGGGCUCCCGUCAAGCGCAAGGGCUACUGGGAGGUGGCGCUCGACAAGCUCGCUCUCGGUGACGAGGAGCUCGAGCUUGACAACGGUUCCGCCGCCAUCGACACUGGCACUUCGCUCAUCGCCAUGGCUACCGACACUGCCGAGAUCCUCAACGCCGAGAUCGGUGCCACCAAAUCCUGGAACGGCCAGUACUCGGUCGACUGUGAGAAGGUCAAGGACCUGCCUCCCCUCACGUUCUACAUUGACGGCAAGCCCUACAAGCUCGAGGGCAAGGACUACGUGCUCGAGGUCCAGGGCUCGUGCAUCUCGUCGUUCUCCGGUAUCAACCUUCCUGGCCCGCUCGCCGACAUGCUCAUUGUCGGAGAUGUGUUCUUGAGGAAGUACUACUCGGUCUACGACCUGGGCAAGAACGCUGUCGGUCUUGCCACUGCCAAGUGA
Molecule: messenger RNA, 1260 nt
Organism: Sporisorium graminicola
Lineage: Eukaryota; Fungi; Basidiomycota; Ustilaginomycetes; Ustilaginales; Ustilaginaceae
Exons: 1
Coding region: 1-1260 (419 amino acids)
Biological process (GO): proteolysis
Cellular component (GO): fungal-type vacuole
Molecular function (GO): aspartic-type endopeptidase activity
Source: RefSeq, a predicted model, not a curated record